Oncorhynchus kisutch (coho salmon) is the source of this 4849-nucleotide messenger RNA. It is a transcript of the gene fbxl13, whose product is annotated as F-box and leucine-rich repeat protein 13. The record is from RefSeq and is a predicted model, not a curated record. Gene Ontology annotation, cellular component: SCF ubiquitin ligase complex. Gene Ontology annotation, biological process: SCF-dependent proteasomal ubiquitin-dependent protein catabolic process. Gene Ontology annotation, molecular function: protein binding. NCBI's taxonomy places the organism in Eukaryota, Metazoa, Chordata, Actinopteri, Salmoniformes, Salmonidae. Bases 217 to 2673 code for a protein of 818 amino acids. The transcript is spliced from 21 exons.
AGAGUUCGGACAUCCCAAGGACCCAGAUGAGAUUUUGCCGUACACCCCCACAACAUGGAAUCUUGGUUACUAGGUAACGGUAAACUGUACAUGGGAAGUGUCCAAUCAGAGAACAGACCGGGGCCUGCUUGCAAACUUCUGUGUUGACAAAUAUUUUGAUAAUUUUCUAUUUAGCUAGUUAACGUUAUAUUACCUACUUUGGGAUGGAGUUUUGAUAUGGCUUCUUUACAAAAUGCUGACCCGGCGUUGAGGGAAUAUAUACUGAAGCAUUCCUUGCCCCAAAUAUUUCAGGCAUUAUUAACAGGUUUAUGUGUGUCGUGUCCUGAAAGUCCAUUACAUUUUCUGGAAAGGAAGAUUGUGUCUAUUCAGGAAAACCGGGACACUGCUGAGAUUGAUUGGCAUACAUGUGUUGAUGAUCCAGAACAAGUCGCCGUGACCUCACUGGCAGGAAGCAUGGUGCAUGACAUCUUUGGGAAACGAGAUGAUACACUGUUUCUCUCCCAUUUGUUUGAGAAGGCCUACUCCUGUUACAGAAUAAGUUUAACAAAUAUGUGCUUCAAGGCGUGGAAAAGGUUCAUCUGGAAUAAGCGGAAGGAGGCCAGGGAGUUGACGCUGAAGAUGGAGACAGCUGAGAGGCACUACAUACAGAGGGGCCUGAGGGUCGCACUCUGCAAGUGGGUGGAGUGGGUACAGGUCUGCAAGAGAAGGCAGAACGAUGCCAUGAAGAAGAUCCAGCGAGUGUGGAAUGCUAUCCACUGUAAGAUUGUCAUAGGUGCUUGGCGCUAUGUGGUGCAGGACUCAAAACGGACAAAGGAGUACUUUGAGAGACUGGAGAAUGGUCUGUUAGAGAUGAGCAGUAAGGACUCUGACGUUUCCAUUGGAGAGGGACAUGACGGACUCUCACUGCUACCUUGCAAGCUCUCAAUAAAGGUCUUCCAGAGACUAGAUGUAGGAGACCUGCUGAAAUGUGCAGAAGUGUGUCGGACCUGGAAGGCCAUCGCUCAGACCUGCUCACUGUGGAGUCGGAUCAGUUUCUCUGUGGAGAGGGACUGGAUCACAGACCGCAUCGUGGAACAGAUCCUACAGAAGUACCGGCCAUUUGUAGUUCACCUUAACAUGCGUGGCUGCACCUCUCUACAGUGGCCCAGCUUCAAAUGUAUCAGUGAAUGCAGAAACCUACAGGAGCUGAACCUUUCAGAGUGUUUCAACAUUAAAGAUGAGAUGGUGUGUAUGAUUCUAGAAGGCUGCCCCACUCUGCUCUACCUGAACCUGUCCUUCUCAUAUGUGGCCAAUGGGACUCUCAGAGAGCUCUCCAGGAGCUGUCUGAACCUGCAGUUCCUGAGUUUAGCAUGCUGCCGUAGGUUCACUGAUAAAGGCUUACAGUACCUGUCCUCAGGGGAGGGCUGCCACAAGCUCAUCCACCUUGACCUCUCUGGCUGCACUCAGAUCUCAGUGGAAGGUUUCAGGUACAUAGCAGCGGGCUGCCCUCUGCUCCAGCAGAUAGUCUUCAAUGACAUGCCUACUCUGUCAGACAGCUGUGUGCUGGAGCUGGCCUCUAAGUGUCACUCUCUGUCUACCAUCUCCCUAUGGGACACGCCCCAUCUCUCAGACUCCGCCUUCAAAGCCAUCGCUGAGGUGGCCAACCUCUCCAAGUUCAGUGUUGAUGGUAACAGUCGUAUGUCAGACAUCAGUUGGAGGGCUCUGUGUCGUAGCUCUCCAGGCCUUACGAGACUCCAUGCUGCUGACUGCCCUAGAAUGACUGACUCCAGCCUAAAGUCUAUGGGCGCCCUCAAAAACCUGGUCUACCUCAACAUCUCACACUGCAGCAGGGUGAGUGACAUGGGGCUACGGUACCUGACUGAGGGGCCUUCUGCCUCUAAACUGAGGGAGCUGAAUCUGAGCAACUGCAGCCGCAUCAACGACUUAGCUAUCAUGAGGGUGGCUCAAAAGUGCAGUAAGCUGAACCACCUGAGUGUGUCUUACUGUGAUAACCUGUCUAAUUCUGGUCUGGAGUGGCUCAGUAGCUGUUCCUCUCUCCUCUCUCUGGACAUCAGUGGCUGCAACAUCAUGGACCAGGGGUUGAUUGCUCUAGGUGGGAACCCUGGCCUGAAGAAGCUGGUUGCCUCUGAGUGUGUCUGGAUCACUGACAUUGGCAUAGAGAAGUUCUGCAGGCAGGCGAGAGGUCUGGAGUAUAUUGACGUGUCUCACUGUGUAGCUCUAUCUGACCAGGCCAUCAAGGCUCUGUCCUUCUACUGCAGGACUAUAGUCACGUUACGCAUGCCUGGCUGCCCAAAGAUGACAGACCUGGCGGUACAGUACCUGACAGUAGGGCGUCACUUCCUGAGAGAGCUGGACGUGAGUGGCUGUGUUCUGCUGACUGAUCGCACACCACGCUUCCUACAGACAGGCUGCCCACAGCUCAACACCAUCAACAUGGUCUACUGCAGGGGAAUAUCCAAGCAGGCGGCUCUGAGGCUCCAGCCCUGUGUUGAGAAGUGGGAGCACAGUAACGAUGACGCCCCCUACUGGUUCGGCUAUGACAGUCUUGGCCAGCUGCUGCAGCCAAUUGGACGACCCGACAAGAUCCAGGACACCUGGGAGGAAGAGGAGCCAGCACCAAGAAACAACAAAAAGAGGAAUUUGACAAAGGCCUGUGGAGAGGACUACGAAUGAAUACAGCAUGAAUACACACACAGUCCAUGAAGAUAAACAAACACACACCGACUUAGUUUAUACAGUAAACACACACCGCCUCACAAUCUACGGUAAAUCAAAUCCCUAACACAUACACUGCACCUUACAUUCACUCUAGCUCAGAUAUCAAGCAACGGAAAGGAAUGGCCAAAGAUUAAUAACCAGAAAACAAUAUUUUGUAUCUGAGAAUCAAUGCAGUAUAUACAGUAUAUACAUGUAUGCAGUAUAUACAUUUAUGCAGUAUAUACAGUAUAUACAUUUAUGCAGUAUAUACAGAAUAUACAUUUAUGCAAAGCUUCUGCAUCAUACUGUUUCAAAGCUUUCUUCUAUGCAUUGCAACACAAGACAGAUGAUUGAAUUUCAUAAUUACAUCAAUUUUAGCUUGGAAAUAAUCAUUAAAAAAUAAAUGUCCUCAAUAUGAUUAGAUUUAUUUGUCAUUGUCAACACUUUUCACAGUUUUUUUUAAAUUUGCAGUAAAUUGAUCCCCCCCAAACCUAUUUUGUACAUUUUGCAGUUUCCUCCCUGUGGUAAGAAAGUCUUAAGAGUUCUUCUUGAUUUGACUGUUGCACACACACUAACCACAGCAGUCUCUGAACUUCUCAAAAGUCCAGUUAGACUUCAAGCUCAAUACCUGACUGAAUAUGUGAGACCUGAAUGUUGUUCAGUGUUUCAAUGUAAGAGCUCUGCUGAUGACCACAAAGACAAUAACUGAACUAGCCUGGCUGCCAACAUGCCACUAUAUUUCUGCUUGAGCCCUCUCAUGACAACAGUUGGCUAAAACAGAAACAUGACUGAGUUCCCUCUACUAACCAUGAUCAUGUGCUACAACUGUAUAUAGACAUAUAAUAUAGCCUGCCGUUUCCGUUAUCACAUAUGUAGCAUAGCCUUUACUUUCAGGCGUGUUAUUCACUUCUAAAACAAUAGAUUGAGAACAGAAAUCAAUUGUAGACCGUUUGCUUGGGUAAGAAAUUGGCACCCUUGAUAAAGAUGAGCAAUAAUAACUGAAGGGAAAGGGGGAUACCUAGUCAGUUGUACAACUGAAUGCCUUCAACUGAAAUGUGUCUUCCGCAUUUAACCCAACCCCUCUGAAUCAGAGGUACGGGGGAGCUGCCUUAAUCGACAUCCACGUCUUCGGCGCCAGGGGAACAAUGGGUUAACUGCCUUGGUCAGGGGCAAAACAACACAUUUUUCCUUGUCAUAAAAUAAAUCAAAUACUGAGCGAUAUUGUAUGUAAUAUUUUUUUGGGAAAUUAAUAUGUUAUACUAAUACAAUUUCUCAGAGAAAGAGAUUUUGUUUAACAAGUAAUAGUUUUCCUCAAAAGGGUAGGUGUCAAAAUUAUUGACACCUCUUAUGAAUAAAGUAGUCAAAAGUUUAGUAUUGGGUCCCAUAUCCCUAGCACGCAAUGACUACAUCAAGCUUGUGACUCUACAAUCUUGUUGGAUGCAUUUGCAGUUAGUUUUGGUUGUGUUUCAGAUUAUUUUGUGCCCAGAAGAAAUUUGUGGUAAAUAAUGUGUCAUUUUGGAGUCACUUUUAUUAUAAGUAAGAAUAUGUUUCUAAACACUUCUACAUUAAAUGUGGAUGUUACCAUGAUUACAGAUAAUCCUGAAUGAAUCGUGAAUAUUUAUGACUAUUUGGAUUUGUAUUUAUUAUGGAUCCAGCAGCUACUCUUCAUGGGGUCCAGCAAAAUUAAGGCAGUUUAUACCAUUUUUUAAAUAUUACAAUACAUUCACAGAUUUCACCACACACUGUGUGCCCUCAGGCCCCUACUCCACCACUACCACAUAUCUACAGUACUAAAUCCAUGUGUAUGUAUAUCGUGUGUGUGUGUGUGCCAAUGUUUGUGUUCAUCUGUUUUUUAAAUAUAAUUUUACUGGUGGCAUUAGUUACUUGAUGUGGAAUUGAGUUCCAUGAAUUCAUGGCUCUAUUUAGCACUGUGUGCCUCCCAUAGUCUGUUAUGGAUUUGAGGACUGUGAAGAGACCUCUUGUGGCAUGUCUUAUACAUGUCAAUACCUCUCAUAAAUAAAAGUAGCGAUGAAUGCAUAUUAUUAAUAUUAGCUCUCUCUAUACAUUCAAGGGCCAGCCGUACUGCUCUGUUCUGAUCCAACUGCAAUUUUCCUAAGUCCUUUUUUGUGGCACCUGACCACACGACUGAACG